Closterium sp. Naga37s-1 is the source of this 617-nucleotide messenger RNA. The record is from the annotation of a GenBank genome assembly. Lineage: Eukaryota; Viridiplantae; Streptophyta; Zygnematophyceae; Desmidiales; Closteriaceae.
UCCGCCAGGCUAUUACUUUCGGCCAGGCUCCGGUUCGGGCAAGGACUCGUGGCACGUGCUUCUGCCGUACGGCGGAUGGUGCACGACGCCCGCGGAGUGCAAGUGGCGCGCCAAGAACUUCAACUCGGGUUCCACGAAGCCGGAACUGCAGGCCUCCAACCCUUUCAACAACGCCUCGCAGGGGUACCGCGGAAUUUUAAGUGUGAACAAGGCGGAAAAUCCACGGUUUUACAAUUGGAACUUAGUGAUGCCAGUGUAUUGCGACGGGGGUGGAUUCGCGGGCCGCGCGGGGUUCAAGAACGUGAGCGGAAGCGAAGGAGUGUACCUUUCGGGUUGGAACAUCAUCAAAGCCGUCCUCACAGACGUGACCGACCGGCGCGGGCUGAAGACGGCGUCGCAGGUGCUGCUGUCGGGGGUGUCGGCGGGAGCAGAGGCGGUGGUGACUCUGUGCGACCAGCUGCCCGCCCUCGUGCCCUCCGCCAAAACCACCAAGUGCCUCAUGGACUCGGGCUUCUUCCUCGAUGCGUUGGACAGGAAGAAGAAGCACGCAUUCAAGAAAACCAUUAUCCGGAUGGCAGCGCUGCAUGAUUUCAUCGGCAACCCGAGAUGCGCCAGAG